This is a messenger RNA of Haliotis rufescens (red abalone), 3362 nucleotides long. RefSeq lists its product as uncharacterized. The record is from RefSeq and is a predicted model, not a curated record. NCBI's taxonomy places the organism in Eukaryota, Metazoa, Mollusca, Gastropoda, Lepetellida, Haliotidae. The coding region runs from base 67 to 2886 and encodes 939 amino acids. The transcript has 9 exons. Gene Ontology annotation, molecular function: zinc ion binding.
GGAAUUAGCAGCCCGAGAAGUGAGGACUUUGACUUUUUGCAACUAAGUCGGUGCGUCGCUGAACAUAUGUGCCUAACAAAAAUGGAAAGGUGUAAAUGCUGUGUAACAGGUGGGUUAAAAAUGGAAACUAAACCAACAGUGAAGAGGUCUGCAUCCGAUCUGGAUGUCAUUGACUUGGAUGUUUACUCCACGGCCAGAAAAAAGGCCAAAGUGUCAGCAUCAUAUCUAGAUGACAUAGACCUAGAUGACGAUUCCACGUCCAGCAAAAACACCAAAGGGUCCAUAUCAGAUCUGGAUGACAUUGACCUCGAUGUGGAUUCUGCACCUAGAAUAUGUAGAAUAAAAACAAAAGUAACUGUUAACAGUUCCUUGGAUGGAGGAAAUUUCAGUCAGAAGACUGAAGACUUCUGUGAAGCUGGCAAUGCGGAUGAUUCAGGGAUAUUAACUGGGUCACCCAGUGGAUUCACAACAAUUAGGACUGCAGUUAAUGUUGAAAAUGGAGGAAUGUCAGACUGGACUCAAGAUGAUAUGUCAGCCAUUUCCAAGAUUGCAUCACUGCAACAAGAUGCUGAGGUCAUUGCGUCUUUGGUGCCCAAUGUUGGUGUGUCAGUAAUUUAUGACAAACUUUUCCCAAUUAGAACAAAUCCAAACCGAAUGGACAUUGUGACAACAGAAUUACUUGACAAUCCACCUGAUGCCGCACAAACAGAUGAAGCCCCUAGAAGCAAAGGAGAAACUGCUUCAAAGCCAGCUCUCUAUGAGGAUGUGAAAUCUGUGAUUCACAAAGUUAAGCAAGUUGCUGCAUCUAUGAAAUUAAAUCCUGCUGAAAUUUAUGUUCUCCUGGAAAGGCAUGCUGAUGCUGCUGACCGGACAGAUGUUGUUGCUAAUCUGUUUCUCCAAGAUUUGAAGAAUACCGCUGGAGCUUCCAAUGAAGUGGACCUGUUUGAUGAGGUUCAGAAGGUGAUCACAAAGGUCCCAGCAGCAAAUCCUGAUCAGGUUUAUGCCUUGCUGGAGUCUUUUAGUAGCCAUGGUGACAGAGUUCAGAAAGUGGUUGAUCAUUUGUCAAAAGUUGUUGACAAGCCCAUCGUAAUUGAUGAUGAUUCUUUACCCAGUGAACCACAGUUGAUAAAUGACGACCCAGUGUUCUCAGACAUGAAAAAGGUAGCUGAAAUGUUUCCUGAAAUGGACAGGAAUGAAAUCUAUGCAUAUUUAGAAGCUCACCAUGAUAAGAAAGACAGGGUGUUGAGGGUGACAGAGGAAAUUGGUCGUUCAUCAACAGGUAGCCGCAGCACACCUCUAUCAGUCUCCAGUGAUGGAGGGGAGGUAACUCCAAUGAAACCAGCUUUUCAAGGUGCCUGUAGCCUUCAGGGGGAGGUUGACCAACUGCGGGAAAUAUUCCCAGAUUGUGAUCCUAACUAUCUGUUUGAACAGCUGGAAGAAAAGGCAAAUGAUGCAGAGAGAGUGAAAAAUUUGGCAGCACAAAUGUUUGAAAAACGGAACUAUCCAAAAAUUAAAGAUAUGUUGGAAAAAAAACAAAAAAAUGAUAGACAAGAACAGAUUAAGAAUUUAAAAUUUGACAUGGAAAACUUCUUAUCCAAAUUUCCAGAUCCAGUGGAAUAUUUCUCAAAAACAGACACAAAUAUGAGUGACAGUUAUAAAGAGCACUGCUUUGUCUAUGUUAGAAAUGAGUUUGACUGUUUCACAUUGGCACACAUGAAGAAGGUACUGGAGAAGUACAACCACCAUCUGGCACCAGCUCUCAGAGAACUGAAACAACUGAAAGAGGAGCCUGCUGAAACAAAAAAACGGCGCCGGAAAAUCAAGAGAAAACAUUCACCAUUUCCAGAUGAACCAGAUGAGAGAUUUUAUCAUGAACUUCUCUUCUCACAAAAUGAACAGAGAGUCACAGAUCAUUUUGUUAACAGAGAGCUGGAUAGGAAACAAAAACUUGAAGCUGCAAGAAGAAAUAGUGAACUGUAUGAAUGUGGAUGUUGUUUUGAUGAUGAACUUCUGUUUGAGGACUUGUCUGCCUGUGCAGACGGCCAUCUCGUCUGUCGAGAAUGUAUCCGCCGAUCUACGGAGUCCGCCCUUGGUGAAGGGAAGACAAAAUUCCCCUGCUUGACAGGGGAGUGUGAGUAUGACAUUCCACUGACAGUCCUGCAGGAAGUCCUCACAUCAGCAAUGUUCUCAAGAAUGUUGUCACGGUUACAAGAAGAGGAGAUUCGAAUGGCUGAAAUUCCUGAUCUUGUCGCGUGCCCAUUCUGUAAUUUUGCCACCAUUAUGUCUGACCCAAGUGAUAAAGUAUUUAAGUGCCUCAACCCAGAAUGCCUCAAGGAGACUUGCAGACUGUGCAAGGAACCCAAUCAUGUGCCACUGAAGUGUGAGGAGGUGGAGAAACAAGGGGAAACCAGCAUGAGAACCUACAUCGAGAACCGCAUCUCGGAGGCCAUGUUGAGAACCUGUCACCGCUGCAAGAAGAGGUUCUACAAGGAGACUGGCUGCAACAGGAUGACAUGUUCCUGUGGCGCUACCAGUUGCUACGUGUGCCGGAAACCAAAUAUUGACUACAGCCAUUUCCAAGGUGGAAGAUGCAGCAACACUGAGGAUGCCCAAAAAAUCCACUUGGAGGAGAUGGAGAAGGCAGCCAAGGAGGCCAAGGCACAAUAUCUGAAGGAUCACCCGGAUGCAGACAUCCACUCUCUCAAGUACGACCCCAGGAAACAUGUACAAGAAUAUAAACUGACAUCCGGUUUUGGGAUUAGGAAUGGAGAAAGGGAUACUGGUGAUGAUGAUGAAGAGGUUGAAGAUGAUGCCGAUGAUGGCAUACAAGUGGUGGAAGAUGAAUGGUCAGAUGACGAUGGGUUAGGGUAUUAUUUCUACUUCUAGGACAAAUCCUGUCUACUUCAAGACCAAGUUAUUAUCAUUGCUCCUAUCUUAUAAUCUGUCACUUCAUUGUCCUGUGUCAGGAGUUUGGGAUGGCCUAAAGCGUCAUGUUUCAUCUCAAAUAACAGAUGGAGUAUGCCAUUAACAUUGUCCAAACUCAGGCCGACAGGCUAGGGUUACAUGGCUGUGAAGCCUUGCACAGUGCCUCAGAGAGUAUUCAUUGUUUACAUAUUUAUUUUUCUAUACAAAUGGCUACAGUAUGUCUUUAGGUAGUCUGUUGUUUCAUGUUUGGCCAUAAAUCUUCUUGUCAUUAUGCUCAGAUCCACAAGCAUGGUACGACCAUUUUACUAAACUAAUCAUAACAGAUUCUGCAUUGCUGAGAUCAUAUGUUAGUAAUGUAAAAUAUGGAUACGAAUAGUUACUAUGAGUCCAUACACACUAUAUUUUGAGGUUGUGAAAUAAUAAAAGCAUUCACAUCA